AUGUCUACCAUAGUAAAACCGAUUCCUAUCACAGUAUUCACAGGGUUCUUAGGAAGUGGUAAAACGACACAGAUAUUGAACUUGUUGCGCAAGGUGCCGAAGGACUAUAAGAUUUGCUUAUUAAAGAAUGAAUUCGGAGAUAUUGAAGUUGACAGUCAGUUGGCUAAAGAGUCAAACAUUGGGGUACAAGAAAUGGUGAACGGUUGCUUAUGCUGUGUACUCGUAGGUCAGAUGAAGUUGGCUUUACAAGAACUCAAAGAAAAAUAUAAUCCUGACAGAAUUGUUGUUGAGACAAGUGGUUCCGCGUUUCCUGCACCUAUCGCAUGGCAAAUUAGAGAAAUGGAAUCAGAGGGGUUCACGCUUGAUUCAAUCAUUACAGUAAUCGACUGUGAAAAUUUCAAUGGCUAUGAAGACACCAGCUAUACAGCCAAGCUACAAGCUCAAUAUACCGAUGUCAUCUUACUUAAUAAGUAUGAACUUGUAGAUGAACGUAGGCUGGACUCAGUGUUGGAUGCUGUCAAUGUUCUUAAUACCGAUACUCCCAAAGUAAAAUGCGAGAAAGAUGGUAUUUCACCUGACCUUGUCUUUGGACUAGACACACAGCUGUUCAAAAUAGGGUACAGUCAUGCUCACACAUUGGAAUCAAUGGUAUUUGAUCCACAUCACCAGAAAAAUGAAGUGGAUUUGAUACAGGUCACUCAAAAUGUAACCGACAGAAGACUUGAUAAAGAAGAAUUAGAGACCUUUUUGAAAUCAAUGCCCAAGGAUGAUAUCUAUCGUAUCAAAGGAUUUAUUCGAUUGAAUGACGGUCAGUUAGUCAUUAUCAACCAUGCAUUCGGGCGAUACACCAUGACACCUGUGGAGAAUGAAGAAACAUUAGAAAAUACAAAGGACGUGCAAGUAAAGGUCACUGUCAUGGGACAAGAUUUAAGAAUGUAUACAGAAAGAGUCAAGGGGUUAUUAAAUGGUCAAGAAGGCGAAGUCAAACUGACUCUGGCCCAUCGUCAUUAG
This is a messenger RNA of Rhizopus microsporus ATCC 52813, 1011 nucleotides long. RefSeq names its product cobW-domain-containing protein. The record is from RefSeq and is a predicted model, not a curated record. Gene Ontology annotation, cellular component: cytoplasm. NCBI's taxonomy places the organism in Eukaryota, Fungi, Mucoromycota, Mucoromycetes, Mucorales, Rhizopodaceae. The coding region runs from base 1 to 1011 and encodes 336 amino acids. The transcript is spliced from 5 exons.